GUACAUUAAGUGUUGAUGUUGUAAUUGUUUUUGAUUACAGGUAAACAAGUCAGAACCAAACUCUCUCAAGCCUUUAAUCACUGGCUGAAUGUUCCUGAAGAUAAACUUCAGGUUAUAAUUGAAGUGACAGAAAUGUUGCACAAUGCUAGCUUACUUAUAGAUGACAUAGAAGAUAAUUCAAAGCUUCGACGAGGUUUUCCAGUGGCUCACAGUAUCUAUGGAAUACCAUCUGUAAUAAAUUGUGCAAAUUUUGUGUAUUUUCUUGGCUUGGAGAAGGUUUUAACACUUGAUCAUACAGAUGCUGUAGCUGUAUUUACUCGCCAGCUGUUGGAGCUCCAUAAAGGCCAAGGCCUGGAUGUUUACUGGAGAGAUACUUACACCUGUCCCACAGAAGCAGAAUAUAAAACCAUGGUUCUGCAAAAGACAGGUGGCCUUUUUGGACUAGCUGUGGGCCUCAUGCAGUUGUUCUCUAACUACAAAAAAGAUUUAAAACCACUUCUUAACACCCUUGGGCUCCUCUUUCAAAUUAGAGAUGACUAUGCAAACUUGUACUCCAAAGAAUAUAGUGAGAACAAAAGUUUUUGUGAAGACUUAACCGAAGGGAAAUUCUCAUUCCCGACUAUCCAUGCCACACGGUCCAGGCCAGAAAGCACACAGGUGCAGAAUAUCCUGCGACAGAGGACUGAAAAUGUAGAUAUAAAAAAAUACUGUGUACAUUACCUUGAGAGUGUGGGUUCCUUUGAAUAUACACGAAAAACCUUAAAACAACUUGAGUCUGAAGCUUAUAGACAGAUUGAAUCUCUUGGGGGAAACCCGGAGCUUGUAGCAUUAGUUGAACAUUUAAGCAAAAUGUUCAAGGAGAAUGAAAACUGAAACCAGUUGUCAGGCACAUGACUGGAAUCAUUUUAUAAUUCCUUCCAUUGAUGGAUAGGAACAGAUCUCAAACAUUUUAAGGGAUAAUGGUGUUUGGCUUCAUCCUGGAUUAUCUUUGGCUUAAUUUCAACUGCUCAUUUAAUACUGCAUAAAGCUACAAAUUUAAAUAUAGCUAUCAAGUUUUACUGUAAAACUUCAUUCUUAGUCCAUUUCUUUUUAUUGUGGAUUUAUUUUCAUUCUGACCAAGACAUGUAAUCAACUUCUGAAUACAAGACAGCAUGGAUGUUUCACCUUCAAUGUUUUAUUAAAUUUGCAUUUAUCUA
This is a messenger RNA of Sphaerodactylus townsendi, 1196 nucleotides long. Its product is annotated as geranylgeranyl pyrophosphate synthase-like. NCBI's taxonomy places the organism in Eukaryota, Metazoa, Chordata, Lepidosauria, Squamata, Sphaerodactylidae. Gene Ontology annotation, biological process: isoprenoid biosynthetic process. Gene Ontology annotation, molecular function: prenyltransferase activity. The record is from RefSeq and is a predicted model, not a curated record. The transcript is spliced from 2 exons. The coding region runs from base 133 to 873 and encodes 246 amino acids.